This is a messenger RNA of Electrophorus electricus (electric eel), 3734 nucleotides long. RefSeq names its product transportin 3 (gene tnpo3). NCBI's taxonomy places the organism in Eukaryota, Metazoa, Chordata, Actinopteri, Gymnotiformes, Gymnotidae. Gene Ontology annotation, cellular component: cytoplasm. Gene Ontology annotation, biological process: protein import into nucleus. The record is from RefSeq and is a predicted model, not a curated record.
UAACCCUGUGUGUGUUUGAGAUGGCGGUCAGAACGGAGACCACAAGGGCCGAAUGAGUAUCGCCUAUAUGUCCAUCAACCUUUAAGGAAUACAAGCCCAUAGUAUUGUUUUUACCAAUAUAAAUUCUUUAGGGAGACAGAGCAAAGAUAUGGAUGGUGGGAAACCCUCCUUACCUCUGGUGUAUCAGGCCGUGCAGGCACUUUACCACGAUCCGGACCCUGCCGGCAAGGAGCGAGCGUCGGUGUGGCUCGGAGAACUGCAGAGAUCGAUGCAUGCAUGGGAGAUCUCAGAUCAGCUCCUGCAGCUGAAGCAGGACGUGGAGUCAUGUUACUUUGCGGCUCAGACCAUGAAGAUGAAGAUCCAGACAUCAUUCUAUGAGCUUCCACAGGAGACGCACAUCGCACUGCGCGACUCUCUCCUCUCACACAUCCAGAAUCUCAAAGAUUUAUCACCAAUUAUAGUCACACAGCUUGCCCUGGCAAUCGCUGAUCUUGCCCUUCAGAUGGCCUCAUGGAAGGGCUGUGUCCACACACUCAUAGAAAAGUAUAGUAACGACGUGACCUCAAUGCCUUUCCUGAUCGAGAUCCUCACUGUGCUCCCAGAGGAGGUGCACAGCCGCUCUCUGAGGAUCGGUUCGAAUCGGCGGACGGAGAUCAUAGAGGACCUGGCCUUCUACUCUACCACUGUGGUCACGCUGCUAAUGACAUGUGUGGAGAAGUCAGGGAGUGACGAGAAGAUGCUGAUUAAGGUGUUCCGCUGCCUGGGCAGCUGGUUUAACCUGGGCGUUCUUGAUAGCAACUUCAUGGCCAACAAUCAGCUGCUCAUGGUGCUCUUCCAAGUGCUGCAAAGGGACGAGACCCCCACAAACCUGCACGAGGCCGCGUCUGACUGCGUGUGCUCUGCGCUCUAUGCCAUCGAGAACGUGGACACGCACAUGCCACUGGCCAUCCAGCUCUUCCAGGGCGUGCUGACGCUCGAGGCGGCCUACCACAUGGCCGUGGCCCGCGAGGACCUCGAUAAGGUGCUGAACUACUGCCGGAUCUUCACUGAGCUGUGUGAGACAUUUAUGGAGAUUACAGUACGGACGCCUGGGCAAGGUUUGGGAGACCUACGCAUCCUGGAGCUGCUGCUAAUUUGUGCUGGUCAUCCCCAGUAUGAGGUGGUGGAGAUCUCCUUCAACUUCUGGUACCGGCUGGGCGAGCACCUGUUCAAGAUGAGCGACCCAGGACUGCAUAACGUCUUCAGGCCGUACAUCCAGAGACUGCUGCACAGCCUGGCGCGUCACUGCCAGCUUGACCCUGACCACGAGGGAAUCCCAGAAGACACGGACGACUUUGGGGAAUUUAGGAUGAGGGUCUCCGACCUCGUUAAGGAUGUGAUCUUUCUCGUGGGCUCGGCAGAAUGUUUCUCCCAGUUGUACUCAACUCUGAAAGAGGGGAACCCACCCUGGGAAGUGACCGAGGCUGUACUCUUCAUCAUGGCCUCCAUCGCCAAGAGUGUAGAUCCUGAGAAUAACCCCACCCUCACAGAAGUACUAGAGCAGGUGGUGCUUCUUCCCCAGACGGUGCACCUCGCAGUGCGCUACACCAGCAUUGAGCUCGUGGGAGAGAUGAGUGAACUGGUGGACCGCCACCCGCGCUUCUUGGAUCCCGUGCUGCACUACCUCAUGAAGGGACUGCGGGAGAAGCCACUGGCGUCGGUGGCUGCUAAGGCCAUCCACAACAUCUGCUCCGUUUGCAGGGAUCACAUGGCGCAGCACUUCCAGGGCCUGCUCGACAUCGCCCGCUCCCUCGACUCCUUCGCCCUGUCCACCGAUGCCGCCAUCGGCCUGCUCAAAGGCACUGCUCUGGUUCUGGCUCGUCUCCCGCUGGAGAAGAUAGCCGAGUGUCUGAGUGACCUGUGCUCCGUCCAAGUCAUGGCUCUGGAGAAGCUGCUGUCUCAGGACUCCAGUAAUGGAAAAUCGUCAGAUCCCACAGUGUGGCUGGACAGAUUAGCAGUCAUCUUCAGACACACAAAUCCCAUUGUAGAAAACGGGCAGACCCACCCCUGUCAAAAAGUCAUCCAGCAGAUCUGGCCCGUGCUGUCGGAGACGUUGAAUGCCCACCAGGCAGAUAACCGCAUCGUGGAGCGCUGCUGCCGCUGCCUGAGGUUCGCUGUGCGCUGCGUGGGCAAGGGCUCGGCCUCCCUGCUGCAGCCACUCGUCACACAGAUGGUGAAUGUGUACCAGGUUUAUCCUCACUCCUGCUUCCUGUACCUGGGCAGCAUCCUGGUGGAUGAAUAUGGGAUGGAGGAGGGCUGCAGACAAGGCCUACUGGACAUGCUACAGGCCUUGUGCAUGCCCACCUUCCAGCUGCUGGAGCAACCCAAUGGCUUGCGCAACCAUCCUGACACCGUCGACGACCUGUUCAGACUUGCUACUAGGUUUGUCCAGCGCAGUCCUGUAACGUUGCUAAGCAGUAGCAUCAUCAUCCACAUCAUCCAGUGUGCCAUCGCAGCGACGACCCUGGACCACCGGGAUGCCAACUGCAGUGUCAUGAAGUUUGUCAGAGAUCUCAUUCACACGGGUGUCUCAAACGAUCAUGAGGAUGACUUUGAGGUGCGGAAGCGUCUGAUUGGCCAGGCCAUGGGGCAGCAUGGUCAGCAGCUGGUCACGCAACUCAUCCACACUUGCUGCUUCUGUCUACCCUCAUACACACUGCCCGACGUCGCCGAAGUGCUCUGGGAGAUCAUGGUCUUCGACCGGCCGACCUUUUGCCGGUGGCUGGAGUCCGCACUGAAGGGAUUGCCCAAGGAGAUGUCGGGAGGGGCUGUAACAGUCACUCAUAAGCAACUCACAGACUUUCACAAGCAGGUCACAAGUGCGGAGGAGUGUAAGCAGGUGUGCUGGGCAGUGCGAGAGUUCACCAGACUUUACCGAUAGCUGUGUUCACCCUACCACACUGCAGCGCCAGGUCAAAUCUUUUGUUUGCAAACAUUCAGAGGUGACGACCAGGGGGGUCAGAAAUGUCUGUUUUGAGAAACUAAAGAGAACUCCUGUAUGAAGGAUGGGUGGGACUUGGCACCGUUGGAAGCCCAGUGAGAAGCAUCGCAGCUUUGGAGUGAUGGGGGGGGCCCAGGAAAACGCCUCGAGGGUGCGAAAGGACGAACCCACCCCUCCCCUUACCCCCUCGCUAAGCACACCGGUGCCAUGGCUACAGCAAGGAGUGGCAAGCUUCUUGUUGGGGGAAGAGUGUGGGAACACUUACACCCAUCUUCUGAAAGACCAUAAAAUGGAAAAAGAAAAAAAAUAAGGACGUGCCUGGUUGCCAAUCGUAACGCAUUGUAGACAAAAAAAGACUUGUACAGUUUUAAAAAGAAAUGGAGAGAUUUAUUUUCAUGGACGUGUGUUUAGGAUUUGGAACUUGCCAUUGCUGUCAUGCCAUCAGAAAGGAAGAGGAAAAGUAGGUGUGCUUGCACAUGACAGCAGCUUGUGGCAACCGCAGAUGGCAGCAGAAGGGGAAUGCUGGGAGAUUUGGUGUCACCUUUGACCUUUUUAAAGCUGGCGGAAGUUUUACCAUUAUGAAUUGCCAGGUGAAGGUAACGUGAGAUAAACUGGCAGUCAGAUUUAUAUAUAUAUAUAUUUUUUUUGUUCUUCCACCUUUUUGGCAUUGCCUGUCUCUGAGAGGAGCCAAUUUCCUCUGACAGCGUGUAGCCAUCUCUAGAACAAUAAAAGCUAAACCGCAGUGAGGAGCAAA